ACUUUUUCGGUAGAUUUUACAACAAAUAAUGCGAAAAUCAGAAUAAAUGGGUGCAAAUAAAUAACAUUUGUAUUCAAUUUUCUUAUAUUCAUUAACUGCUAAUUUCAAAAUGAUAUCUCGCAAGGGACAAAAAGCGAUCAAUGAAGGUGUCGUAGGUAAAUAUAUAAAAAAGGACACUCCGCCAGAUUUGCCAAUAAUAAAUGUUUGGACAACGGGACAUAACAGGAGGCCUCGCAGCCAACCAUUUGGUUCCAGUGAUACCAGUUCUCAAACCCAUGAAAACAAAUUUGGCAAAGCCCAAACCAUGAGUGGCCAUGCUGGAAAAUAUACACCAAGUGAAUCAGUUCCAAAUUUGGCUCACAGAUUCGCUAGUUUAUCAACAAGUGCCAGUGAUACAGCAAGCACUUCAAGCAACUACAAUUCACAGUUCCAUUUGGAUUCCAACUUGGCAUCACACUCCACCUUGAAUGAUAUUGAUGACUCCUUCAGUAGGCAGACUAGUUACAGAUAUUACAGGCAACAACAACAGGAAGACCCAAUAUAUCAGAAUCAGCAACAGGUUCAGCAACAAAAACAGCAGCAAUAUGGGUCAAGAGAAUCCAGCAUGCCUCGUCUCUCCUCGAAUCUAAGCUUGACGCCGCGACUGCACCCACCAUCCCCACAUUCUAUUCGCCUUCAUGGCUGUACUGAGACAUAUACAUCAAGCAGUCAAUCAUCUCCAAUUUAUUCCAAUUAUGUUAACACAUCCAUAUUACCUUAUCCUAAUAAAGGUCAUGGCAGCAAUAUUAUAUCUACAAGUCAAGGUUCGGAUGAAUGCGAGCUGCCGCUUCCCCCCGGCUGGUCGGCCGACCGCACGCUGCGCGGCCGCCGCUACUACAUGGACCACAACACGCAGACCACGCACUGGACGCACCCGCUCGAGAGCGUGCCUCGGCCCUGGCAGCGGGUGUCCACGCCGCACCACGGAGUUUACUAUUUCAAUGAGAUAACUCAUCAAACUACCUAUGCACACCCCUGUCUGGUUAGUGGAUGUUAUUUGGUCAGCCCUUAUGUUCCUACACUCGUUCCUCAUUAUCUACUUGAAGAAAUACCUCAUUGGCUGAUUGUUUACUCUAAAGCGGAUCAGGAGCUGGAUCACAAGUUACGGUGGAACAUGUUCAGACUCAGUGAGCUGGAUUGCUACUCAGAUAUGCUCACACGCCUCUACAAGCAGGAACUACAACUAAUUGUCAUGAAAUAUGAACAAUACAGAUCAGCUCUACUGCAAGAAAUAGAAAGGAGAAGGCAUGCUAUAACAUACCAUGGACACUAACUUAAAAUUUUUCAUUGUUAAUCAUUUGCCUUAUUCAGCUGUGAUCUAAAUGAAAAGAAUUGUGAAUAUAGAAUAUCAUGUCUUUCUUGAUGCAUAGUAUAGACUCUCUAUGAAAAUAUUUAUAUUAUACUUGUAGAAAAUUAGCUUUUAAAAUCAAUUUAUUACAAUAUCCAUUGACAACUAUUUUCUGGGUUGAAAAUCCAAUAUUAAAAUCUAUUUCAGUAGGUAGGUACCAUUUUUUACAAUAUUUUAAUUUCCUACUAUCUUGUCUUAUUAAUUAUGGAAAUCUUAUUUUUAAGUAUUGACUGUGAUGAUGACACAUGAAUUAACAUUUUUAUAAAAUUUUAAAUAAUUAGAUUAAGCAUAAUAUUCAUAUGAGCUUUGAAUAAUUCUCAUGAAUUGUAAUUAGGUAGAUAACUUUUUUAAAAUGUAACAAAUAUUUAUCUAAAAGUGCCUUGAAUUUAAAAAAUAUUUAAUGAAUAUAAACUGAGCUUUUUAUUAAAGAAUAAAAUUUACCUUUCUUGUUCAUUUAUGGUUUAUGUUCUUUCUACAUAAAUACAGCAAUUAAUUUAGAAUAUAUUGUAUUUUUUAAACUAAACUAUUUACAUGAUGGUAGUAGAUCUUUAGUCAUUAAGCAUUUCUUCAUCCUUGGUUUCAGGCUCGUUUUUCUGGUCACUCUGAGCUGCUUCUCCCUCAACAAUAUCAUACUCUCCAACCU
Ostrinia furnacalis (Asian corn borer) is the source of this 2030-nucleotide messenger RNA. RefSeq names its product scaffold protein salvador (gene sav). The transcript is spliced from 10 exons. Lineage: Eukaryota; Metazoa; Arthropoda; Insecta; Lepidoptera; Crambidae. Gene Ontology annotation, cellular component: cytosol. The record is from RefSeq and is a predicted model, not a curated record. The coding region runs from base 110 to 1312 and encodes 400 amino acids. Gene Ontology annotation, molecular function: molecular adaptor activity; protein binding. Gene Ontology annotation, biological process: negative regulation of cell population proliferation; hippo signaling; positive regulation of apoptotic process.